Ostreococcus lucimarinus CCE9901 is the source of this 1187-nucleotide messenger RNA. RefSeq lists its product with no specific name. Gene Ontology annotation, cellular component: cytoplasm. NCBI's taxonomy places the organism in Eukaryota, Viridiplantae, Chlorophyta, Mamiellophyceae, Mamiellales, Bathycoccaceae. The record is from RefSeq and is a predicted model, not a curated record. The transcript has a single exon. Bases 186 to 1187 code for a protein of 333 amino acids.
CGACGUUGGAGGAUCCAGAGGAGAUCACGAGAGCGUUAAUAGAGGCUGCGAGUAAGUUGGACGUCGAGGCGAAGCACUGGAGCGAUUACCUGAAGGUGGAACUGCACGCGCGAAACGCGUUUACGCUCGCGGGAAAGCGGGCCGACGUCGACGCGUUCGAGGGGUUCGGCGAAGGUCUGGAGUGGAUGGACAGCGAAGACCGACGAGAGGACGUUCGAGACGCGGUGCGAUAUUGGGCGGAAGAUUGUGACACCCUCGGUGGGUUUCGCGUCCUGUGCGAUGACUCGAGCGGGUUCGGCGGCGUGUGCGCUCGGGCGUUGGAAGACAUUCGAGACGACUACGAUAACCGCGCCGUGUGUUUUUUUUCCGUUCGUCCACCGGCGAACAAAGAGCGUAAGAGAGUCGACAUGCUCAACGCUGCGUUUGCGUCGACGAGAAUCGCGGAUAUGUGCGACUUGUACUGCCCGCUCGCCGCGUGCGACGACUACCCGACGAUGCCCGGCUUGCGUCGAAACGAGUGGUUUCACGCAUCCGCCGUCGUCGCGCUCGCCGUCGAUGGCAUCACGACGCCGUGGCGUCUGAGUCAGAAUGCGAACGGCGCGGUAAGCAUGGAUGAGAUGGUCCGAUUCAUGACCAAUCGAGCGCCCGGAUCGCACGCCUCCGCGCGCGCGUCUGUGCCCGCGCCGAAUGUUCGCGGCGCCGCCGACGCCGCGGCGCUCGUCGCGUCGGAGCGCUCGAUGACGCCGUCGGUGCGGCCGAGCGACGCCGAAGAUGAGACAGACGACGAACCAUUCGCAGAAUAUUUCAUCUCGAGAGGUCUCGCUCGCGGCGACGCCGCCAUCGCGAACGUCGUCCUCGACGCCGCGUCCUCGCUCGCGCUCUAUCGCUGUCCUCGCCGUCGAUGCGUCGUCGACGCCCACAUCCCCAUCCCUCUACCUUUCCCCAAGCUCUUCCGUCCCCCCGCGCCGAUCUCAUUGGACGCCACGUUCCGUCUCACCACCAGCGCCGCCACCGCUCGCGUCUUAGACGCCACCGCUCGCGAUUACCUUCGCGCCUCCGCCUCCGCCGCCGGCAAAGCCAUCUUGCGCGCGUGGUCGCUCGACGACGCGUGCGAGAGCGCCGAGCUCUUGGAAUCGUUGAGAUCCAAAGCCAGGGCCUACGCCGGCGACGACGGCGAUUUCGCGUGA